This is a messenger RNA of Vicia faba (fava bean), 627 nucleotides long. The record is from the annotation of a GenBank genome assembly. NCBI's taxonomy places the organism in Eukaryota, Viridiplantae, Streptophyta, Magnoliopsida, Fabales, Fabaceae.
AUGGACGACAGAGACAAAUCCGAUGGGCGAACCAGAGAUCGACACUCCGAACGCGACCACAGACAUCAUCGGAGCCGCCACGAUUCCGAUGACCACCGUCAUCAUCGAUCGGACCGGAAUGCCAAACACGAACUCAAAACCAGAGAAGACCGAGAAGGAAGCAGAGAUAGGGUAUACGACAGAGACGAAAGAGAGGGUAGCAAAGGUAGGUCUAAAGUGAAGCGCGAUGAAGAGAGGGAAGAUUCAGUGGAGCCGCGACACUCGCAUUCUCACAAACGGAAGGAUAGGGAACACAGUGAGGAUCGGGAUUUGGAGGAUAAGAGAAUUAGGGUUUCUGAAGAGAAGAGGGAAGUGAAGAAGGAGCGUAGAAAGUUUGGGGAUAAAGUGAAGAAAGAUGAAGAUUAUGAUAUUGAACCCAAGAUCAAUGAUGAAGUCACUAAUGGUGCUCAUGGCGCUGCCUCUUCCAAAGAUAACGCAUCUGCGCAUAACGGCGUUGCGGUGGGAUCACCUGCUGUGGUGCGUGCUAGUGUGCCAGAGACAUCAUUGCCCCCUCCUCCUCCCUUUCCUAUAAAGAUGGGUCUUCUUCAACUGCUGGAAAACCUGGAAGCCUCUCUAUUGAUGCCUUAG